UCUUUCUCCACCCUCCUCUCCCUCCUUCCUUGGCCUUGUAGGUGAGCUGCAUGAUUGGGCGUGCAGGUUGGAGGGGGUAGGCUUUGGUAAAUCACAUGGUACACUUUUUCCAGAUCGGUGAGACGCCAUUUUAAAGGAAAGUUUGGAAUUUGUUGACCUGGGGAGGUGCAGGAGGAGGAGGAGGAAGAGGAAGAGGAGGAGGAAGAAGAAAAGAAAAAGAGAAGGAGGGAGGAGGAGAAGAGAGAGAGAGAGAGAGAGAAAAAAAAAAGAAAAAGAGAGGAGGGAUUUACACAGAGAGAAGUUUGACACGAAUGCACAACGGCAGGCUGUGCUGGGAAUAUAAUACACAAGCGUGCGGACCAGUGCGGGAUAAGUCAGGCAGGGUUUGGCACGGCUGGACUUUGAAGUUGUUUUUUUUUUUUUUUAAUUUUUGGGGAUAACCAUCAAAGCUCCGGAGCUGACCAUUUCCCUCCACCACUGCAGCAGCAGCAGCAGCAGCAGCAGCGGGCAGCUCAUGCAUGCAUGCACCGCCUGCACGGAGGGAUUUUUACGCGGAGUUAGAUUUCCACUUUAGUGUCGCCACUGCGGGUCAGCCUGCGCGUUGCACGCCGGGGCAGGGAGCCUCUCUGGCGGGGAACUCCAGCGCGGAGAGUCGGUGACACACGGAGCUUCUUUUCUCGACUCCUGCUCGCUUUCUGUAUUAUUAGUUCAAACCGGCACCUCUGCCUGUUUUUAUUACCCUCUUCCAGACGGAGAUUUGGUGGUUAUAAUUUCCUUAUUUGUUGUCAGUUUUCCCUCCUGACAGUUAGUUUGGAGGUUUGUUUGGCUCGUUUGGGGAACUUGGUGUCGUCGUGGAGGGAUUUUCUUCACUUGGAGCGGUGACAGCGGGGGUUUAACUGGCGGAAUAAUCAAUAUAAUCAAUAAAAAAAACCCCGUCCUGUGUGAGGAGUGUAUGUGGCUGACACAGAAGUAGCCCCAACCAGACCCCACCAUGCCCGUCAGAAAGAAAGAUGCACAGCGAGCCCUGUUGCUCCUGGAGGAGUACCGGACCAAACUGAACCACGCUGAGGACCGGCAGCUCCGACACUCCAUCCAGAGGGUCAUCGACAUCUUCCAGAGCAACCUCUUCCAGGCUCUCAUAGAUAUCCAGGAAUUUUACGAAGUGACCUUAUUGGACAGUCAGAGAUGGGCGGAGUCUUCCAAGGGGGCGGACCCCAUGACGCCCGUCAACCUGUGGGACUUCUCCAGCCUUCAAAGCACAACGGUGACCUCGGACACUCUGCCCAGCCUUAGCACCAGCAUCGAGAAGUACAGGCACCACGAUGAGGACUCAUCCCCGCAGGACCAGAGCUCCCCCCAGCUGACGGAGGAGGCGGCGGCGGGAGCGGAGCUGGUGCAGGUAGCGGAGAAGAACCUGUCCCAGAUCGAGAAUGUGCACGGAUACGUCACCCACGCUCACAUCUCGCCCAUGAAGGUAGCGUCUCUGGAGUGCAUCUUUGACGGCUCUUCAGUGUUAGGACAGCAUCACCCGGAGCUCCCCUCCCCUACGCCCUCCACCCUCUACCCUCACAGCGACGACAGCCCCCUCCCCUCCUGCUCCUCCAACCCCUACCCCCCGAUCCAGGCAAACCCUCCUCCUGUGGUGGUCAACACAGACAGCCUGGACACGCCUCCAUACGUGAACGGGACGGAGGCUGAUUAUGAGUACGAGGAGAUCACGCUGGAGAGGGGAAACUCGGGGCUGGGCUUCAGCAUCGCGGGCGGCACAGACAACCCCCACAUCGGUGAAGACCCCAGCAUCUUCAUCACCAAAGUCAUACCUGGAGGAGCCGCCGCCCAGGACGGACGGCUCAGGGUCAACGAUGUCAUCCUGCGGGUCAAUGAGGUGGAUGUUCGGGAUGUGACUCACAGCAGAGCGGUGGAGGCACUGAAGGAGGCGGGGUCUCUGGUUCGACUCUACGUCCGCAGGAGGAAACCCGUCUCUGAGAAAGUGAUGGAGAUCAAACUGGUGAAGGGACCCAAAGGUCUCGGCUUCAGUAUAGCAGGUGGAGUCGGGAACCAGCACAUCCCGGGCGACAACAGCAUCUACGUCACAAAGAUCAUCGAAGGAGGAGCCGCACAUAAAGACGGGAGGCUGCAGAUCGGAGACAAACUGCUGGCUGUGAACAGUGCUUGCCUGGAGGAGGUGAGCCACGAACACGCCGUCACUGCCUUGAAAAACACUCCUGACGUGGUCUACUUGAAAGUGGCAAAACCCAACAGUGUCUUCAUGAACGACAGCUUCGCCCCGCCCGACCUCACCAACUCCUUCACCCAGCACAUGGAGAACCAUAUCAGCCCCCCCAACUUCCUGGGUCAGCCCCUCCCUCCGCCAGCUUCCUCGGGACGCUACUCCCCGACACCCAAGAGCAUGCUGGGAGACGACGACGUCACCCGGGAGCCCAGGAAGGUGGUGCUGCACAGAGGAGCGACGGGCCUCGGCUUCAACAUCGUAGGCGGCGAGGACGGCGAGGGGAUCUUCAUCUCCUUCAUCCUCGCCGGAGGACCAGCGGACCUCUGUGGAGAGCUGAGGAAAGGAGACAGACUGGUCUCGGUGAACGGGGUGGACCUCCGCAACGCCACGCACGAACAGGCCGCCGCCGCCCUGAAGAACGCCGGGCAGACGGUCACCAUCAUCGCCCACUACAGACCAGAGGAGUACAGCCGGUUUGAGGCGAAGAUUCACGACCUGCGAGAGCAGAUGAUGAACAGCAGCAUCAGUUCUGGAUCCGGAUCUCUGCGGACCAGCCAGAAGAGAUCGCUAUACGUCAGAGCUCUGUUUGACUACGAUAAGACCAGAGACUCGGGUCUGCCCAGUCAGGGACUCAACUUUAAGUUCGGAGACAUCCUCCACGUGGUGAACGCCUCCGACGACGAGUGGUGGCAGGCCAGACAGCUGACGGCCCAGGGAGAGGUGGAGGAGGUGGGAGUGAUCCCCAGCAAGAGACGGGUGGAAAAGAAGGAGAGAGCGAGAUUAAAGACGGUGAAGUUCAACUCAAAGUCUCGAGACAGAGGGCAGUCCCUCAAUGACAAGCGUAAAAAGAACCUCUUUUCCCGAAAGUUUCCGUUCUACAAGAGCAAAGAGGCGAGCGAGCAGGAGACCAGCGACGUCGACCAACACGUGACCUCUAACGCCAGCGAUAGUGAAAGUAGCUACCGUGGGCAGGAGGAAUACGUUCUGUCGUAUGAACCCGUCACUCAGCAGGAAGUGAACUACACCCGUCCCGUCAUCAUCCUCGGCCCCAUGAAGGAUCGGAUCAACGACGACCUGAUCUCCGAGUUCCCCGACAAAUUCGGAUCCUGCGUCCCACAUACGACCCGACCGAAGCGGGACUACGAGGUGGACGGCAGAGAUUAUCACUUCGUGGUGUCCAGAGAGCAGAUGGAGAAGGACAUCCAGGACCACAAGUUCAUCGAGGCGGGACAAUACAACAACCACCUGUACGGCACCAGCGUGCAGUCGGUCCGAGAGGUGGCGGAGAAGGGGAAACACUGUAUCCUGGACGUGUCGGGGAACGCCAUCAAGAGACUCCAGCUGGCUCAGCUUCAUCCCAUCGCCAUCUUCAUCAAACCCAAAUCAGUGGAGAACAUCAUGGAGAUGAACAAGCGUCUGACGGAGGAGCAGGGCAGGAAAACCUUCGACAGAGCUACCAAGCUGGAGCAGGAGUUCACCGAGCAUUUCACAGCCAUCGUGCAGGGCGACACGCUGGAGGAGAUCUACGAUCAGGUGAAGCAGAUCAUCGAGGAGCAGUCGGGUCCGUUCAUCUGGGUCCAGUCCAAGGAGAAGUUAUGAAGAUCAGAGCGCUCCAUCGCUCCUGUCCUCCUCUCUUUUAGAGUCGGUUUGUUUUAUUUUAAAAAGAAAAGUCGACCUGCAGACAGGCAGCCUCACCCUCCUCACCCGACCCUCACCCCCCCACCCACCCGAUCAACGACACGACACACCGGCUGACCAGAGUGUUGUUUUCUUUUCUUUUUUUGUUUUUUGUUUUUUUGUUUGCCUAAAUAAGACUCCAUUGUUGGGUUUCCUGACGUUGAGACCAGCAGAGUAAAGCACACGAGACGCGAGCGGAGAUCACUCGACACGGUACAGCUCCUUAAUGUUUAAGGGAGGAGAACUUAGAGAGGAAGAAGAAGAAGAAGAAGAGGACGUGUCCAUGAAGGCGACGAGAAGAAAAGUACGAAGCAGAAUUAUUCUUAUGUUUUUUUUUUGUUUGUGGGUUUUUUUCCCCCUUUGUUUGUCUUGUAAGGUUAAGUGAUGACGGACGGACAGUUUCAGUCUCAGGCAGCGUCUGUCGGUCCGGAGGAAGGAGACACAAAAAGCAAAACUUUGCACGUUCGAGCUUUAACAGCAUGUCAGUUAAUCCCUGUUUAUUUCCCAUCAGCCCUUUCACCUCAACGUCUGAUGUCACAGCUUUUCUCUUCUGUUCUGCGCUUCAUCAUUUUUCCUUUUUUUUUUUUUUUUUUUUUUUUUUUAAACACUUGAGUCGAUUCAAGUUUUUUUUUUGUUUUUUGGGUUUUUUUUGCUCCUCACCGCUGCAGGAUGUUUGUCAGGACGCUCUGCAGGGUUCCCGCUCUGCUGCUAGAGGGCGCUGUGGAGCUAAAUACUGAAAUCUGUCUGUUUUUUAAAGGAAAUGUUUUUAAAUUUUAAAUCUGAUGCAACAAGAUCAGCUUAAUAAUUAUCUGUUUUCCAGUAAUGAAUCAUGAUUUUUAGUGAAAGACAUUUAACAUUUUAGACAUUAAGCUUGAUGCCCUUUAAUGAGGUCAAAGGUCACUGCAUUCAUUCUUCAACUUGCGCUGCAAAAAAAUGCCGAUUUCUCACGUUGUUUCUGUCUUUAAUGGAUCCUUAAAAACUUUUCUCAAAGAAUAAAAAAUCUGCCAGUAGAGUGAGAAUAUUUCAGCCUGUUUCCACUCAAAAGCAACUUGUUUCAAGACUUUUCUAGUAACGCGACUCUUUAUUGACACAAGAAGAAAGUGAGUCGGGACGCUGCGCUCGGAAAACACUUCAAACAAGUUGAAUUGCUUCCUACAGAAAAGAGAAGAAACUAGAGACGUUACCUCGUAACGAUUAAACUCACUCAUGCUAAUAAAACUCUCAACAUUUCUAGAAAUAUCUCAUAAGCACCAGAAAUCUAUCUCAUGAUUCUGAGAAAACUCUGAAUUACAAGCAAAUGUUCAUAAUUAACAGAAUCCACAUCUCAUAGUACCGCGAAAAUUCUCACAAUUACAAAAAGUACAAGACAGUUUUGCACAAUUACAAGAAAACUGUCACAAUUAUUAACUACAAUAAAACUCAGUUACAAGAAAACCAUCUCAACAUUAAGAGAAAAUUAUUUCAAUAUUACAAUAAAAUUCUUACAAUUCUGAGAAAAUUUUCUAAAACUCUCAUAGUUUGGAGACAAUUAUCUCAAUUUUUUUUCUCAUUUGUAACGAAAAACUGUUAAAUAUUGUAUACGCUCAUAAUUACAAGGAAACAAUCUCAACAUUAAGAGAAAACUAUUUCAUUACAAUAAAAUUCUUACAAUUCUGAGAAAAUUGUCAUCAUCACAAUAAAAUGAUCUUGUAAUUACCAGAAGUAUUUCAUAAUUAUGAUAAAUAUCUCAUAGUUGGGAGACAAUUAUCUCAAUUUUUUCUCAUUUGUAACAAAAAAAACUUAAAUAUACGCUCAUAAUUACAAGGAAACAAUCUCAACAUUGCAAUAAAAUUCUCAUAAUUACGAUAAAACCGUUACAAGAAAAAAUAUAGAACAUUAUCUCAUAACUACAAUAAAAUGAUCUUGUAAUUAUGAGAAAACCUGCAUAAAUUUUCUUAUAAUUGUGAGAUACGAGAAAAAUAAGAAAUUUUUAUCUUGAAAUUUUGAGAUAUUAAAUCAUAAUUCUUAUGUUUUCCUUCGCUGAAUGCAGUGUGCUUCCAUAUCACUGGAACUCAUCUGAGGUUUUCUUGCUGCACUGUGAGAUUUUCUCACUUUAUUUCAAGAAAAUGAGAUUUUAAAGGUUGAAAAUUACAGACAGACGUGAUGAGAAGAUUCUUUUACAGCGUAAAACUUUGAAUCAACUUUUGUUCAGGUCGACACAUUUCACCCCGACUUCACUAAAAUGAUUUUGAUCAGUGUUUUUUUUUUUUCCGGGCGGUUGUUGUGCGGAGCGGCGCCCUCUGUGACGCGGGUUUGAACCCCGUCAGACGGCCGCACGACGUCCGUCAGCGUCUUCAGUGUCUUACCAUGAAAACGAUGUCUGAUCAUUUUGAUUUGUGUUUGUUGAACCUGGAGAGGAGCUGCCACCUCCAGGAGUCUGCAGGUGUGUCUGAUGCAAACACGCAGACGAUUAUUGUACAAUGAGAUUUUGACAGAUAUUUAACCCUCGGUAAACUGCCUAUUUUGUUAUAAUAAAAGUCUAUAUUGAACUUUACUUAAGCACUACUACUACGGGAAUUAUUUUCUUUGCAUUGUUAAUCAUAUAUGAAUAGAAAAGUAUAAAGAUAUUUGAAUAUGAAUAUAUAUUUUUUCUUUUUCUUUGAUCACCACCUCCUCUGUCUUUUA
Messenger RNA from Thunnus maccoyii (southern bluefin tuna), 6574 nucleotides. Its product is annotated as discs large homolog 1-like protein. The coding region runs from base 992 to 3832 and encodes 946 amino acids. The record is from RefSeq and is a predicted model, not a curated record. The transcript is spliced from 25 exons. Gene Ontology annotation, biological process: neurotransmitter receptor localization to postsynaptic specialization membrane; chemical synaptic transmission. Gene Ontology annotation, cellular component: neuron projection; postsynaptic density membrane; neuromuscular junction. Gene Ontology annotation, molecular function: kinase binding. Lineage: Eukaryota; Metazoa; Chordata; Actinopteri; Scombriformes; Scombridae.